Messenger RNA from Staurois parvus, 391 nucleotides. The record is from the annotation of a GenBank genome assembly. NCBI's taxonomy places the organism in Eukaryota, Metazoa, Chordata, Amphibia, Anura, Ranidae.
GUGCGCUGUGUCCCCCGGACACAGUGGAUCACUGAAUGAAAAGAGCCGAAGCUGUCGGCUCGGUCAUGUGAGCAACUGUGUCCAAUCACAGCUGAUCGCAUGGCACUGAUGAUCAGUGUGCCCUGAUGAUCAGUGUAGCCCCAGCAGUGCCACCUGUCAGUGUCCAUCAAUGCCAGCUGUCAGUGCUCAUCAAUGCCACCUGCCAGUGCCCAUCAGUGCCACAUCAAUGCCACAUAUCAGUGCCUACCAAUGCACAUCAAUGCCAGAUAUCAGUGCCCAUCUGAGUUGCCUUUCAGUGUCACCUAUCAGUGCCAGUCAGUGCCACCUAUCAAUGCCAGUCAGUGCUAUCUAUCAGUGCUGCCAAUCAGUGCCACCUAACAGUGCCCAUCAG